AUGACUAAGGCCUCGUGUACCUCUACUCCUAUGGUCGCAUCCUCGCAAUUGAAGAAGGAUGAAGGGCAAUUAUUGCCUGAUGCACGAGAAUUUCAGAGUCUAGUAGGAGGGUUGCUCUAUGUGUGUCACACAAGACCCGACAUUGCCUUUAGUGUGAAUAAAGUCGCCCAAUAUAUGCAUGCACCAAGAGAGCAGCAUAUGCUUGCUGCUAAACGCAUCCUACGUUAUUUAGGUGGGACAUUGGACUAUGGUCUGGGAUUUGUGCCAGGCAAGUUGUAUAUAUCAGCUUUCUCGGAUGUCGAUUGGGGAGGAUGUGUAGAUGAUAGACGGUCGAUGUCUGGCUACUAUGUUUUUGUUGGAGGAAGUUUGGUGACUUGGAGUGCGAAAAAGUAG
Molecule: messenger RNA, 393 nt
Organism: Hibiscus syriacus
Lineage: Eukaryota; Viridiplantae; Streptophyta; Magnoliopsida; Malvales; Malvaceae
Exons: 1
Coding region: 1-393 (130 amino acids)
Source: RefSeq, a predicted model, not a curated record